CGACGCAAACAUUUCUCUCUUUUUUCUCUAAUCACCAAACCUGCGUCUUCUCUCUCACACUACUAACAACACUUCCUUCUUCUUCUUCCGACUAUGGAUAAGAAGCACGGCUUGUUCUCCAAGUCUAAUUCCCGGCGACCACGAUCCAAGAGUCCAGUCAGAAGCGUCUCUCCGAUCAUCAUCCGUCGCCGGAAAGGCCGUUACGUCACACAACCGGACCGGCACAUGUCUGAGAUGCUUGCUCCGGUUAUAGAAGGUCCUGAUCCAGACGCUGAAGACUCCGGAAGCAGUGGUGAUUACUCUAGGUUCGAGAGACGUUGGUACAAUUGGAUGAAAUGUCAGCUUCCGGUGGCUCCGCCGUCAGUAUCGUCCUCUUCGGAUUUCAAACGAACGGAUCUGAGGCUUCUCCUCGGUGUUCUUGGCGCACCUUUAGGUCCUGUGCACGUUAGCGCUCUGGAUCUCCUUCCACACCUCAGUAUCAAGAAUACACCUAUGGAGACUUCCUCUGCUCAGUACAUACUUCAGCAGUAUACGGCUGCAUCAGGAGGUCAAAAGCUUCAUAGUUCUGUGCAAAAUGGAUAUGUUAUGGGAAGAAUCAGGACGAUGGCUUCAGAGUUUGAGACAGGCUCAAAAGGUUCAAAGAGCAAGAAUAAUUCGUCAAAAGCUGUUGAGUCUGGAGGAUUUGUGUUGUGGCAUAUGAAUCCUGAUAUGUGGUACAUGGAGCUUGUUCUUGGUGGGAGCAAGGUUCUUGCAGGUUGUGACGGGAAGCUUGUGUGGAGACACACACCAUGGCUUGGACCUCAUGCUGCAAAAGGACCGGUUAGACCAUUACGACGUGCUCUGCAGGGACUUGACCCGAGGACCACAGCGUAUAUGUUUGCAAAUGCAAGGUGCAUAGGAGAAAAAAAGAUCGAUGGAGAAGACUGUUUCAUUCUCAAGCUAUGUGCAGACCCGGCAACACUCAAAGCUAGAAGCGAAGGGGCAUCAGAGACCAUAAGACAUACGUUGUUCGGUUACUUCAGCCAAAAAACCGGUCUGCUUGUUCACUUAGAAGACUCCCAGCUAACCCGAAUCCAAAACAAUGGAGGCGAAGCGGUUUACUGGGAGACGACCAUCAACUCAUACCUAGAAGACUACAAACCUGUCGAAGGUAUCAUGAUAGCUCACUCUGGUAGAUCCGUGGCUACGCUUUUAAGGUUUGGAGAUAUGUCAUCAGGACAUAACACUAAGACCACAAUGCAAGAAGCAUGGGUCAUCGAUGAAAUCUCGUUCAAUGUCCCUGGCUUGUCUAUAGAUUGCUUCAUUCCACCUUCAGAACUCAGAUUUGAUUCCCACGUUGAAGACUUAUCUCAAGGCCCCAAAAUUAGGACAUUGCACGGCCAUAAAAAUGGUUGAUGUGAAGAAGCAGGAGAUCAAUGUGUAUAACUCAUUCAAAAACAAACCCUAGACCGGUUAUUUUACUUUUGCUAUUGUCGAAGCUAAAAUUCUUGUAGGAAGUUUCGUUGAAGUUGUAAAUAGACAGCAGGAGAAGUUCGUUCUUUUUGCCGCAUAAUGUUAGGAAUGUGUAGUCUUAGUAAGGUCAGUCCAAUUUUUAGUUUAUAAUAUUGUUUCAUAUACUAUGAUAGAAGCUCCCAUCUAUUUCACCUAAUAGCAUAUAGUAUAAAGAAAUAUUACUUGGUCAUCCAUACCAAUUGGAACUGAUGAAUACGAUCUUCCUUGUAUUGUAUAUCAAUAAAUUCAUAGUGUGAGUGUAGUUUCUUUUGUAGCACAAACUAGUAAAUGUUAUUUCUCCUCCUACUGUCUAUUUCAAACCGUUGCUCAUUAGUUUACUCCAAAAAAUGGCCAUAAGUACUUAUCUGUUUGUCUGUCUCAACCAUCCAAAUCCUAUUUGUGAGUUGGAUUUCAAUGGGACAUGAGCAUUUUUGCAUAUGGAUUGAUCCAUUUGCUCACUAGAUCGUUUUAUUUUACUGUUGACUGUUGUUGACCUUG
Messenger RNA from Arabidopsis thaliana (thale cress), 1989 nucleotides. RefSeq names its product lipase, putative (DUF620). NCBI's taxonomy places the organism in Eukaryota, Viridiplantae, Streptophyta, Magnoliopsida, Brassicales, Brassicaceae. The coding region runs from base 94 to 1395 and encodes 433 amino acids. The record is from RefSeq and is marked reviewed. The transcript has 3 exons.